This is a messenger RNA of Thelazia callipaeda (thelaziosis nematode), 1620 nucleotides long. Lineage: Eukaryota; Metazoa; Nematoda; Chromadorea; Rhabditida; Thelaziidae. The record is from the annotation of a GenBank genome assembly.
AUGGGAAAAGUAAAGGAAGUAUGUGACAAAGGCAUUGUUCGCUUUGAUUGUGACGAAAGUUUGCUGGAAGCAAAAGAAGAGCGUGCAGAAAGGGUUUUGGCUCUCACACCACGUGAACGAGAAGAACUGCCUUAUAGAAGGAUCUCAGCGUUAUCCUUUAUAGCUAUCAUGCUCAUAUUUGGUGUACCAUUAUGGUGGCAGACAACUUCGACGUAUCGUGCGCCGUUCCACACUUUUUCUGUCGAUGAUCGUAUAUUAGUACCUAUACAUAUAUCAGUCGCCAGUUCACAUUCUUCAUUGAAGUUUCAUGUUGACCGUUCAAUGGUUUUGCUUUUAAAUAAUCUUUAUAAGCUUCCUGAAAUUGACCACAUACAUUUUGUUUAUAAAUGGAACCAUAAAAACGUGGAUUAUUUAGAAAUCACUCCAAGGACCAAAGGGGACAAACUUGAUAUAUUUGGAAUGCAUGUUGCGAUUGUUAACGAAACAGCAUGGCCUUAUUCUGGAUAUACUAUUUAUUUUGGUAAUCUGUGGACUUUUGUGCUGAAUUCGGAGGAUGAAACAGAACUGGCACAACGCAUGUUCGCAGCCAUCACAAAUUUUCUUUUAGAUAUCAAUCACCUUUCAGCAAUCGUUAGACGUGAUUUGAGACGACGAAUUCAAACACAGGAUAUUGAUGCUUUGUCACCAAGUCAGCAGAAACGUCUGAUUUGGGAUUCAGUUGCUCUAAAUGCCCAGUAUAUUGUGCAUGUAAUAUUUCUGCAUGCUGGUUAUAAAGAAAGUAAUGGACAUCACUGGGCAGAAAGAGUAGUUUUAAAUGCACGCAGAUUCGCCAUGAAGUUGGCAGAAGUAACCGAACUGAUAAUUAGUUCAGAGCACUUAUGGGAUUUUGAUUUAAAUGCAUGGCUGAUGAAAGAUAUAAAAGGAAGAAAUAUAAUUCAUAUGAGCGACAUAUCCAAAAUUGUUACUGCGGUUGAACAGGAAACAAGUACUGUUGAAUCAUCUGCUCCGGUUAUAAAGCUGGUAUUGUUCGAUUCUCUUCAUCCUAUUACACUUCUUGACCAAUAUGAAGAGGACUGCAAUAGUGUAGUCGUUGCUUCCUGGGGUGCCUUAUUUUCCACUCGAGACUCAGGAAGUUUGAUUGUAGAUGAAUCGGUCAUAGCUGCUAUGCGUGUUCUUUUCGGUCUUGAUACUGAUUUACCAAAUACAGCUCAACGGCUGCCAUUACCAGUCGCUGAGUGGGAAAUUAGACGUAUGAAAUUGCGAUCAUUUAUUGAUUGCUCCAUAAAUGCAAUUUCUUCGGUUGGUGCGAUCAAGAAGUUGGUCUCACAAAUCAGCAGUAUCGUUAUUAGUGAUGAGGUGGCUAAUAAGACGAAUUAUGCUGUAAAGCUUAUUUCUGAAACUCUAUCAGCAGCAGAAAAGACAGGAAACAUUGAGGUUGCUUCAGUUAUUGAGGGUCGAGCUCUAGCUGAGAGUGCUUUAAAUGAUCAAAGUUUGCUUUCAUUGCUAUACUUCCCAAAUGAUCAGAAAUUUGCAAUUUAUUUACCGUUAUUUUUGCCUACACUUCUAUCAUUGCUUGGUUCAGUCUUAACUUUGAAUAGGUAUUGGAUGGGUAAAGAAUAG